GCCAAUAAAUUCCUGCGCCACAAAAAAACAAGUGAGGAAGGGAGACAGAUGCUACGUAACACAGUUCAUGAAAGAAGAAGAAAGAAGAAGGAAAUGAAAGUAAGUAGAAGCGAGCUCAGCAGGGCGGGGAAAAAUCGACGAACUGGCGACUUCGCGGUGGGAGCGGUGCCGGUUCCCUCCUUUCCCGACCAACCAAGCAAGGCAAGUCGGGCCAGUCUCGGCUACACUUGAAAACACGACUAGGCAGCGGAGUGAACGGAGGGCUGCAGAGGCGCGCGUGGAGCUACGGCAUGUAAUACUAAAAAGAAGGAAAAAUCGGAUAAUUACACGUGUUGGAUAAUUUGUAAACAGGUGUGUAGAAAAUUUAUACCUGUAAGAGACGCUGAAAAUAUGAGUUGAAUAUUUGUGAACAAGUGGAAAAAAAGAAAAAGAAAGUUGAUAUCCAUGAACGAGAAAGAAAAACAAGAAAAGAGUAAGAAAGACAAACAUAAAAGGUGUUGGUGAUAAAAGAAUUAGAAAAACAAACAAACUCGCGAGGUGUUGGUGAUAUCCAUGAACCAGAAGGAAGAAAAAAAUCUGAAAAAAAGUAACAAAGAAAAAAAUAAGAAGUAAAAGUGAAAGUGCGUGACUCAUGGGACAACACCGACAGCACUAACAAAACAACACAAAAAGAAAAAAAUGUGUGAGGUGCAAGGCGUCGGUGCCCCGGGUGUUGGGAGUGACAGAGAGGCGUCACCACCACCGGGGAGGCUCAGUGUGUCUUCCUCAGGGGGGGAGGAGAACCACAGCCCCCCCAGAGCCACCCUCCUCCUGGGCCACAACGGAGAAAGCCUCGCGGGGAAGCCUUCAGAGGAGACAUCGAACGCAUGCAAAGAAUCGGGGGAGAUCGAAGCCUCGGAACUGACUCCAGCGACUUCGAGUAAAAUGAAAGAGAAGGAGAAAGAGGAGGAGGGGGAGGAGGGAGACACAGGUGAGAAAAUAAUGCAUGAGGGGAAGAAUGAGGAGGAGGAAGGUGACAUACAGGAGAAAAAGACAGAUGAGGAGGAAAAGGAAAUAGAGAUAAAUGGAAAGAACAUGGACUUGGAGGGGAAUUCGGAGGAAGAAGAAGAGGUGAAGAAAGAGGAGAAAGAGAAGAAUGUGAAGGAGAAUGAAAGUGAAGCCCAGAAAGACGAUAGGGUGCAAGACGGUGUUUGUGAUGAAAGGGAGGAGAGAGAAAACCUGGAAAACGAACGCAGGGACGAGAUGGGGGAGAGCAAACCGAAGCUGGAGAAUGUGGAAAAUACGGCGCAGGUGGAGACGUUGGAAAUCACACCCCGGAUGGAAGAAGAGAUAAGAACGGAGAAAACAGCCGAUGAGAGGGAACCGAAGGAGGAGGAAAACAGGCAAGGAAAUAAUGAGCAGCGGGCGGCUUCAUCCUCUGAUUCCCCGAAGGACGAGAAGGAGGAGGAGGGGAUGAAGAAUGAGGAGGAGGUAGAGACAGCGGUGAAACAGAAAGAGAAGCAAGAAAACGAAGACAAGAAAGACAAGGAAAAACAGGAAGAGGAGGCGAAAAACAAGAGGGGAGAGGAAGACGUUGAGGAUGCAGAAACUGAGAAAAAAGAUAAGAGGGAAGAACACAAGAGAGAAGAGGAGAAAGAAGAGGAAGAAGAGGGCGUGGAUCCAUUCCGUUCAAAGACCACCAAGGACUCCUCAUCCUCACGCCGCGGAACCAAGAUCAAAACCGUCAACUUUCUGGACAGCGAACUCAAGAAGCAAUUCGAAAACAACCUUGCCAAGCGGAACACCCUGAACUCCACUUCUUCCUUCUCGUCCUCGUCCUCGAAGUCCAAGGAGGAGGAGGACGAGGAGGAGCUGGUCAGGCUGGAGGGAAAGGCGGAGGAGAAGAGCGUUAGACAGUGGACCCUCGGAGAAGGCAAUCCUGUCUAUCGUCUGUCCCUGAAGCUGUCGCCAAACUUGUUCAAUACCACGGAUAUCCCUGGAGCCAACCAACACAAGGAGGUGGAAAAGACUGGGUUCCUGACUAAGCUGAGCGGACGGAGCUUCCCUUACAUCGCCCAGUGGAAGCGGCGCUACUGUGUGUUGUCCAAGGGCCGCCUCUAUUACUACGAGCGGGAGGACAGCAAGGAGGGCGACAAGGCGAACGGUGUGAUCCAGCUUGAGUACUUCGACCAGGUGGCUGAGGCGGGGCCGAAGGAGUGCAAGAAGGCUACCAAUGUCUUCAUCAUCACCUCUCAGGAUCGGAGCUUCUUCGACCCCGGUCGGCAUCUCUUCUCAGCGGACACUCUGCCUGAGAUGAAAGACUGGAUCCGGAGGCUGCAAGCGGCCCUCGACCAGAUCCGAAACAACAACCGACCUGCCGCAUCCACCUCGCCCUCCGCGCCCCCCUCGGCCAAGGACGGAGGCGGGAAGCGGCGCAGAGAGGAGGCGGCAGAGAGCAAGGACGGCGCCAAAGGGAGUCAACAGCAGAACGGCAAUAAAGACAGGAAGAAGAAAAAGGAGGAAUCAGGUCGCGGCCGUAAAUCCUCGCGCGGGGGUGUAUCGAGCCAGACGCAGACUUCGAUGGUGGAGCCGACGACCAGCGAGGUGGACGGGGGGCGCCCCUCCACCAUCACUCCCAAGGGGGGCGUCAUGCUGCCGGGGUUCUCGUCUCGGAAGGACCCGCAGGCGAUGGGCAAGCCGGCGCAGCGCAGAAGCGGCGACGGCGAGGCGGAGGAGGACUUGCCGCAGGCGGGUCCCACGCUGCAGUGCGUCACCAAGAUGAGAGUGAAAGGACCUCAAGGUCGCCGAGUGCCGCAGAACCGACGGAUGGCGGCGGCGGCUGCCCUCAAGAAGAGGGCCAGCUCUCUCUCAGCCCUCGAGCACCAGGACGCCGCCGACAACAGCGAGGCGCCGUGGCUGAACCGCUCGCUGGACGUGCUGGGGGGCGGGGACCCCUGGGGCCGCAGACAGGCGGGCGCUGCCGUGCCCUCCACGAACCUGCCGUACAAGGCCUACAACUACUCUAGCGACGAGGACGACAUGGACGACGACAACUCGGACUCCUUCCCCGCCUCAGCCUCGGCCUCAGGGAUGCCGCCGCCGCCGCCGCCCCGCUCGGCCUCCUACGGGGUGGAGCUGCGGUCCGGCUCCCAGGGCGGCGCGACAUCACAGGACCGUCAGAAGCAGCGCCGCUCCCAGGCUGACCCUCGGGGCUCGCAGGGGAACCUCGUGGGCUCCAGGGACUCCAUAGUGAUGUGGCGCGGGUCAAACAGCGAGGUGUGGCUGGGUUCGCGGAACUCGCUGGGCCAGAAUGGUCGCGCCUCGCCCGUCAUGGAUGACCUGGACAACCUGUUGAUGAACCAGAGCGUCCAGCACUCCAGCGCCGCCGUCGACACUGCCAGUGACGCGGGUAGUGAAGGCAGCAGCACCUGCCGCGCCACCGACCACCUGCAGCCCACACCUGGCCCGGACCAGUGCCCCCACCACCAUCACCACCACCACCACAACAACAACAACCACAACCACCACCAGCAGCAGCCCCGCAAGAAGUCUCAUGACCUGAACCGCUUCACUACCGCUGUGAGACACCUGCAGCGACACGUGGUGGAGAUCGACCGUGCGGUCUUUGCCGUAACGGGCGACGUGGCCGGCACACGGAGAGAGGUGGAGACGCUGCGGGAGGCUGUGACUGCACUACAAUCCGACGCCGACACCAUCACCACCACGCUCUCCAACCUGACGCAGGAAGCCAUCACGGCCCAGCAGAAAAUCUCCUUCGCCAUGCAGACGGACGCGCCCAAUUUACUGCCGGAGCAAGAAGCCGAGAAGGUGACGCUGUCGGUGAAGGAGGCGCUGCGGGAGGCCGAGAAGGCGAGGCAGGAGCAGCUCAGAUCGAGGAGGGAGUACGAGGAGCUGGUGGCGGAGAUGCGGGUGGCUCUGCAGCUCUUUAGAGAGAGGGGUCCUGCCUCUGUGCCCGCCCCUGCCCCCGAAACAGCCCCCGAACCAGAGCCCGUUCCUGCUGCGGUUACCAAAUCCCCGUCCGGCUCCCAAGUCAACAAAGGUUACCAGUCCCUCUUUUCCAAGUCCUCCAGCAUCAUCUCCGGGCUGACCAACCGACACUCACUCUCUAAGUCCGUGUCCUUUGCCGACCAGAAGAACAAGGAGAGACGGAAGAGCGAGGGGACAGAGGCCAAAUCGAGCAGCUUAGACAGGAACAAGAAGUAUGACAAGAAGGACAAAAAAGAUGUAAAAUCUCAGACGUCAGUUGAGAGUAAAGACAAAGACAGCAAAAAGGACAAGCACUCCCACACACCGGAGAAAAAGGACUCGAAGCAGCAGCAGAAGCAAAAGUCUCACCCAGAGGCAGGUCACGGCGACGCCCGACGCUCGGAGGACAGGGAGACAGAGAGGAAGGGGCACGGCAGCGUGGACAGGCGGGAGCGGCGGGCCAGGCAGGAGGGCCGGGACAAGCGGGGACACAUCAUUUCGCCACUCGCUCUGGACGACAUUCCACUGGCCGACGACGUCAGUCAGGAGCACGAGGCCAAGGGUGAUGUCCACGCCGCGCCGCCCUCCGGUGCCGGCGCCGCCGAGACGGAGCAUCAGAAAACGUCCUACAAGCAAACCCUCAGCAUUUCUUUGGGUCAGCCCUCCACAUCGACCUCUGGGUCCCAUCCAGGGGCCUCCAGUCGACCCCAGGUGUUGACUCUGGGUCGCGAGCGCCACAGCGGAGAGAUGUCCAACUCACAUGCCUCUCCAGAUUCCCCCUUGGCAACUUCCUUCUCGCGACCCGGGUCCUUCCUGCCCACCCUGGAGGAGUCGCCGCCUGUGUCCCAGACCACGUCCCUUACAUCGCUGCACCAGCCCGGCUCAACCCCUGGACCGCAGGCUCGGCAGGGGGCCAUGAGCACCGUGUCCAAGGAGCUGGCGGCGGCCAACCCCUCCCAGCCCCGGCGCGGCACGUUUGCAAUCAGUCGCCAACACUCCUCGCCUAACAUUCCCCUCCAGCGGCAGAACUCGGGCACAGCAUUCCCCAUCCAGCGGCAGCAGUCCCUGGGAACGGUGCCAGAGGGCCGCCUGCCGCGCCAGGAAUCCCUCACCUCGGUGCCAGAGGAUCGUCCCGUCGGGGACCGUACCCUUCCCCUCUCCCCAUCCCCAUCUUUGACCUACUUUCCCCUCUCCCCCACGGCCUCCUCCUCCACCCUGAGCGACACUGCUCGGCGCGCUGCGAGGGAGUCCAUGGAGCUGGUGACGGGGCCGGUACUGGCAGGAUCGGCCAUGCAGGAGGCCAAUGCCGUCGGCGCCCUCCCAGCCCUGCCUGCGGGGGACCAGCACGUGCAGCCCGCCGCCACCUCCACCCUCAAGAGGACACGCGACUCUCACCGUGACAACGUCGGCAUCCUGGUGUGAUCCUCGCGGUCUCAACCACUUUGGGGCGCUUCGGAUCUCCACAGACGUCAACUUGUCACGUUUAGUCAGUAUUAAACGAUGUUUUCAAGUGGAGUCUGAAGGGGUCGAGCCAGAGACCCUGCUGAUUGUUGCCUUAUAAUAGCUUAAAAUUACGUUACAGCAAGUGUCCUUUCGGUGGGCUGAGAAAUGGGGCUGAGCACAGUCGUGGGGGCGUGGGAAUUGCAAUUGCAUGCAAGUAUUCAGUAUUGAAAAUUAGGCUGGUGCUCCAUAGUGCUUCCGUUCAAGGGAGCGUAAAGAUUAACAGACUGUGUUUCGAAUGAUUGUAACUGAUCGGUGCGGACAUUUUCUAGUCUUUUUACUCUACAAAGUUCCUAGACAAUGUUAACAGAUUCCUUUUGGUGCUGGCACGCGGCAGCCGAGUUCUCGAGGCAAACAUUUUAGGUCAGAGAUGUGCUUCCUGACCCGCCUCAUGUGAAGCCUCGAGGCGCCGGUGCUGCCGCGUUAGUCAAACUCUUUAUAAGAUAACCGCGUGAGCGUGGUGGUUGUGGACAAGUUUAAGACAGAUUUGUACAUGCGUUUGGAGCCGCGGCUGAUCGUCCUCCACUGAUCCUAACACCCUUUGUUCUUGGUGACUAAAUUGACUGUUUUGUUCUAGUGUUGCAUUACGAAAUGUUUCUUUUUGGCCUUGAAUUAAUAAAAAAUAAAUCUUUAUUCGUGCGGAGCUUAGAGGGAGGAAAGAUAAAGACGGGAGGGGAGGAAGAGGGAGGGAGGGAAGUGAGGAAAGAAGGGAAGAGCGGACAGAAGAGUCAGCGAAGGGGAAGAAAAUUUAAGGAGCAAGUGGAGCUGACUCAUCACUUGGCCCAUUAUGUGCCUUCCAGCAGCCCUCGCUCCCUCGUCUAGGCGUGUCCCUCCACGUCGCCAGAACGAAGAAAACGAAACGAACCCGACACCACGAGCUGCUGUGGAGAGGGGAGAGGAUGCUGUGGGGAUCGAGUGUUGUUUGUAGGUGGUGUGGGUAAGAAUAAGAUGAUGUGGAACGGGAGGAGAUGCUGUUGGAGGAGAUGAGGUGAUAGGGAGUAGAUGCUGUGGUGGUGUUAUUUGUAGUAGGUGAUGCGGGAGAAGAUAAGGAGCUGUGGUGAGUGAGGGAUAGUGUGAGGUGAGACAAGGGAUGGAGAAGCUGUGUGUAUCAAAGUCUAUAUAUACCAAGUCAAGUCACUUUGCUUCAAAACUGCGACCGGUACGCGCAGGAGGCGGUUUUGGGGCGGAGCAGCGGGAUGACGUCACUUGGAGCCUUUCCUCGUUUUCUCUAAAUCCCUGUUUCUACAUUCUCUAGUUUAGUUCCAAGCAGUGUCACGCAUAAACCAUGACUCGGCCGUGUCUCCUCCCACAAACCUGCGUAUGACUUGACUUGCUGUAUAUAGACUUAGGUGUGUAUGGCGUAGGGCGGAAGGAAGGUGCUGUUUGGGAAAGGUUACAGAUGAGAUGUGACCGGAGAACCUUUAUUGUGUACGCUCUAGGCAGGAGAAGACGCUGUGAGAGGAGAUGGUGGUGUGUCCAGGGGGAGGAAAGGGAAGGUACCAGGAUUGCAACACGCGAACCUCUCAUCCACUACUGUCACGUAACGACGGGCAGAGGAAACAAAGAAACUGGAGAAAGGUUAACCUGGUAGCUGCGGGGAUCAUGUUUCUUAAAGGCCUCUCUAAGCGAGAAAAAUGAGAAAAAAUCCAAUCACGCAAACCAUUUCAUAAUAUAUAAACGCAUUUGGGAUCAGUUUAUGCAUCAUCUACUUUUUGGGGGUUUAUAUCAUGGCAAAACUGUGGCCCGUCGCUGGUACACGGUAAAGCCACAAAUUUGGCCCGUCGCUGCUACCGGGUUAAUGAAUCUCGACCUCGCCUGGAACGAAUCUGCAGCCUUACGAUUGUGCCUUGGCCGUGCUGACCCGUCUCGUGCUAUCCCCUAUUACAACAACCCAAUCCCAGCAGCUGAUUGGAAGAUGGGGUCACGCACACGCACACACACACGCACACCAUCCUUCCUGACCAUGCUAUCUUUUUUUUUUUUUUUUUUUUUACACCAGAGGAGACAGCACAAGGACACACAAAAAAAGGAAGCAAUAAAAAAAGGACCGCUACUCGCUGCUCCUGUAAAGAAUCCGAAGAGGUGGCCGAAAGAGCAGUCAAUUACGCUAUUUCGCGACCUACUUAUCCUAUCCUGCUGGUUUUCCCGUGUGGAGGGGGUGGGGAGAGUGUGGGUACCGGCCCCUUCCACCCCUUCAGAGGAGCCUACAGCGGAACACAAUAGCUUCCCCCUUCUCUCUCUCUCUCUCUCUCUCUCUCUCUCUCUCUCUCUCUCUCUCUCUCUCUCUCUCUCGCAUCUGAAGGUCUGCCGCGGCGCUCUGAUGUAGGAGCUCCGGUGAAGGGUCAAAGGUCACGCGAGGGAGGGCACAAACAGCAUGGUCAUCCCCCCUCUCUCUCUCUCUCUCUCUCUCUCUCUCUCUCUCUCUCUCUCUCUCUCUCUCUCUCUCUCUCUCUCUCUCUCUCUCUCUCUCUCUCUCUCUCUCUCUCUCUCUCUCUCUCUCUCUCUCUCUCUCGUUCAAUAAAGUGCAGCAUUAC
Molecule: messenger RNA, 8000 nt
Organism: Eriocheir sinensis (Chinese mitten crab)
Lineage: Eukaryota; Metazoa; Arthropoda; Malacostraca; Decapoda; Varunidae
Exons: 9
Coding region: 679-5388 (1569 amino acids)
Biological process (GO): actomyosin contractile ring assembly; septin ring organization; mitotic cytokinesis
Cellular component (GO): actomyosin contractile ring
Source: RefSeq, a predicted model, not a curated record